UACACAUGCGCUGGCCUACUGUGAUCGUGGGAGGUGGAGAAGCGCGCUUGCAAACAUUUCGCUUGUGGUACUCCUGGAGGUAGGCAGCACAUUCGCAGCUCGCUUUUGCACAAGAAUCUAAAAGAGAUGUUGUGCGAAUCAUACGUUCUUUCGCAGCAAACAAUGCAAAUCCAGAGCAACAUCCAGAGCGUUAAUUCUAUCUUCGGUUGCAACGCGUCCGGCCACAGCGGCAUUAACCAGCUGGGGGGUGUCUACGUCAAUGGGCGUCCCCUGCCGGACUCGACGCGCCAGAAGAUUGUCGAACUGGCCCAUUCCGGAGCUAGGCCGUGCGAUAUCUCACGCAUUCUCCAGGUUUCCAAUGGGUGCGUCAGCAAGAUUCUUGGCCGAUACUACGAAACGGGCUCCAUCAAGCCGAGGGCUAUCGGUGGGAGCAAACCCCGAGUUGCCACGGCCUCCGUAGUGUCCAAGAUCUCCGACUACAAGGCUGAGUGCCCCAGUAUCUUCGCCUGGGAGAUUCGCGAUAGACUAUUGUCGGAGGGCGUUUGCAACAAUGAUAACAUCCCGAGUGUCUCAUCAAUCAACCGGGUGCUUCGCAAUCUAGCGUCUAAUAAGGAAACUUCUACCCCAAGCAAUGAUACGGUUUAUGAAAAGAUCAAACUAUUUAACAAUACAAGCGGCCACUGGACCUGGUGUCAGAACAUCGGAGGAGGCCAAUUUAACUUUUCAUCGCACCCCAUUUCUCAUCUCUCGCUGAAGAGUCCAACAGAUGCUGCUCAACAACCAAAACCAGCAACCCACGGCUUGGAGGAAAUGAGCGACAAGUACUCCUCGGAGGACGACGAAGACUCGGAGCUGCGGCUCAAACUCAAGCGCAAACUGCAGCGCAAUCGCACUUCAUUCACCAACGAACAGAUUGAAAACUUGGAACGAGCAGAAUUCGAGCGGACCCACUAUCCGGACGUGUUUGCGAGGGAACGGCUUUCGGAGCGGAUCCAGCUGCCGGAAGCCAGGAUACAGGUAACUAUGCGGCGCUAACGGAUCAGGUAAAUGACAAAUUUCUCAACUGUGAUAUUAUGGCAAACUGGCAAAUUUCUGCGUGUACAUAUUUUGGGGUGUUGUUAGAUUUGGGGAUGGGGAUUCUUUUCGUAUCUUCAACAGGUUGGAGAGACUCGUCAACUACUUCUGAGCGAGACUUUGAGGGCUGUGAAACCAAGGGCUCAAUUAUUACACUUACAGACAAAUAAAAUAAAUUUGAAAAAAGAA
Messenger RNA from Aedes aegypti (yellow fever mosquito), 1263 nucleotides. Its product is annotated as paired box protein Pax-6-like. Gene Ontology annotation, molecular function: DNA-binding transcription factor activity, RNA polymerase II-specific; RNA polymerase II cis-regulatory region sequence-specific DNA binding. Bases 127 to 1035 code for a protein of 302 amino acids. Gene Ontology annotation, biological process: anatomical structure development; regulation of transcription by RNA polymerase II. Lineage: Eukaryota; Metazoa; Arthropoda; Insecta; Diptera; Culicidae. The transcript is spliced from 5 exons. The record is from RefSeq and is a predicted model, not a curated record.